Molecule: messenger RNA, 4545 nt
Organism: Hansenula ciferrii
Lineage: Eukaryota; Fungi; Ascomycota; Saccharomycetes; Phaffomycetales; Wickerhamomycetaceae
Exons: 1
Coding region: 1-4545 (1514 amino acids)
Biological process (GO): transmembrane transport
Cellular component (GO): membrane
Molecular function (GO): ATP binding; ATP hydrolysis activity; ABC-type transporter activity
Source: RefSeq, a predicted model, not a curated record
AUGUCACAACAGCCACAACAACAAGCAGAGGAAAUAAAACCUUUGGAACCAACACCUUCUCAAAUCGCUGGUUUGGGAUCCAAUGGUACCACAACACCAUUCCAAGACGCUGAGUCUGAAUAUGAAGACAUUGCAAGAAUCGUCUCAAGAUCUCAUACAGACCCAGAUGGUGGUGUUUUAGCUAAAUUAGAAACUUUAUCCAAAAAAUUAUCAAAAAGAAGUAAUAGACAAGGUCCUUAUGAUAUAGAUCCUGAAGAUUUUGAUUUCCAAAGAGUUUUAUCCACUUUUUUAAGAUCCGCUGAUGAACAAGGUAUUCAUUUAAGAUCUACUGGUGUGGUUUUCAAAGAUGUUACAACUUUAGGUGUUGAUUCUGCUAGUUCUUAUGCUCCAACUGUUCAAGAUAUGUUAUUAAUGCCAGUAACCAUUUAUAAAGGUAUUAAAGCUGCUAAAUCAAGCAAAAAACGUAAAAUUAUUAGUAACAUUACAGGGGUUGUUAAACCUGGUGAAAUGUGUUUGGUUUUAGGUAGACCAGGUGCUGGUUGUUCAACUUUUUUGAAAACAGUUGCUGGUGAACAUGAUCAAUUUGUUGAUGUCUCUGGUGAUAUCCAUUAUGAUCAAAUUCCACAAGAUGAAAUGAUGAAGAAAUAUAAAUCUGAUGUUAUUUAUAAUGGUGAAUUGGAUACUCAUUUCCCUCAUUUAACUGUUGAUCAAACUUUGAGAUUUGCAAUUGCUUGUAAAACUCCACACACAAGAGUUAACAAUGCUACAAGAGAACAAUAUAUCACUGCUAAUAGAGAUCUUUUAGCCACAAUUUUCGGGUUAAGACAUACUUAUAACACCAAAGUUGGUAAUGAUUUCGUUAGAGGUGUUUCAGGUGGUGAAAGAAAGAGAGUUUCCAUUGCUGAAGCUUUAGCUACUAAAGCUACUGUCUAUUGUUGGGAUAAUGCUACUAGAGGUUUAGAUGCCUCAACUGCUUUAGAAUAUGCUCAAGCUAUUAGAACUUCAACAUCUUUAUCAAAGAAUGUUGCAUUCAUUACUUUAUACCAAGCUGGUGAAAAUAUUUAUGAAACUUUUGAUAAAGUUACCGUCUUAUAUGAUGGUCGUCAAGUUUAUUUUGGUACAACAGAAAAUGCCAAAGCUUUUUUCGAAAACAUGGGUUUCGAAGCACCUGCUAGACAAACAACAGCUGAAUUCCUUACUGCAGUUACAGAUCCUGCGGGUCGUUUCCCAAAACCAGGCUUUGAAUCAAGAGUUCCAAAAACUGUUGAUGAUUUUGAACGUUAUUGGCUAAACUCACCUGAAUAUAAAGCACUUGUUGAUGAGAUCAAAGAAUAUGAAUCUGUUACAAAUGCUGAUAAUACAAGAGACGUUUAUGAUAAGUCAUUCAAACAAGAAAAACCAAGAGUUCAUUAUCGUUAUACAUUAACUUAUCCUCAACAAUUGAAAUUAGUUGUUAAAAGAGGUUUUGAUAGAAUUUAUGGUGAUAAAGCAUAUACCAUUGUUACUUGUGUCGCUGCUACUAUUCAAGCUUUAGUUGUCGGUUCAUUGUAUUAUAAUACCCCAGACUCGACUAAUGGUGCAUUUUCAAGAGCUGGUACAUUAUUCUUUAUGAUUUUGUAUUAUUCUCUUAUGGCAUUGGCUGAAGUUGCUGGACAAUUUGCUGAACGUCCAAUCUUGUUAAAACAAAAAUCUUACUCAAUGUUUCAUCCAUCAACUGAGACUUUUGCUUCUGCUUUAACAAAGUUCCCAUUUAAGUUGUUAUCAUUGACUGUUUUCUAUCUUUUGAUUUACUUUUUAUCAAACAUGAAUCGUCAAGCUGGUAAAUUUUUCUUGAAUUAUUUGUUCUUAAUCCUUUCUGCUGAAGCUAUUGCCGCUUUAUUCCAAGCUGUUGCUGCUCUUUCUCAAAAUGUUGCAGGUGCUAACGCCGUUUCUGGUGUUUUAAUGUUAGCCAUCUCCAUUUACACAUGUUAUAUGAUUCAAUUGAAAUCAAUGCAUCCUUGGUUUAAAUGGAUUUCCUAUAUCAACCCAAUCAGAUAUGGGUUUGAAAAUUUACUUGUUGAUGAAUUUCAAGGUAGAAAGAUGAGUUGUGCUAAUACUUUAGUUCCAAGUGGUCCAGGUUAUGAAUCUGUCUCUACUGAAAAUCAAGUUUGUGCCUUUGUUGGUUCUAAACCAGGUGUUCCAUAUGUUAGUGGUGAUGAUUAUAUGAGAGUUCAAUAUGGUUUCAGUUAUAAUCAUAUCUGGAGAAACUUUGGUAUUUUAAUUGCUUUCUUGAUUGCUUUCUUAGCUGUUAAUGCUGUUUGUACUGAAUUCAAAAGACCAGUCAAAGGUGGUGGUGAUCAUUUAUAUUUCAAGCGUGGUAAAAAGGUUCCAUCAGAUGAAGUCCUUUUAUCAUCUGAUGCUGCUGCUGCUGCUGUUGGUGAAGGACCAGUUGCUGCAGAUGAUUUAGAAGCUGGUGGUCCUCAAGUGGGUUCAAAUAGAGAUCAAGAUUUGAAAGAUCAAUCAUCAUCUGAAAAUGAAGUGUUUGAAGGUUUAGGUUCAACUUCUGUUUUCUCAUGGCAAAAUGUUGAUUAUGUCAUCCCAUAUAAAGGUGGUGAAAGAAAGUUAUUAGAUAAUGUUCAAGGUUAUGUUAAACCUGGUACUUUAACUGCUUUAAUGGGUGAAUCUGGUGCUGGUAAAACAACUUUGUUGAAUACAUUAGCUCAACGUAUUGAUAUGGGUACAGUUACAGGUGAUAUGCUUGUUAAUGGUCGUCCUUUAGACAAUAGUUUCCAAAGAUCUACUGGUUAUGUUCAACAACAAGAUCUACAUAUUGCUGAAUUGACUGUUAGAGAAUCAUUGCAAUUUGCUGCUAGAUUAAGAAGACCAAAAUCUGUUCCUGAUGAAGAAAAAUUAGACUAUGUUGAAAAAAUCAUUAAGAUUUUACAAAUGGAUGCUUAUGCAGAAGCUCUUGUUGGUACUUUAGGAUCUGGUUUGAAUGUUGAACAAAGAAAAAAAUUAUCCAUUGGUACUGAAUUAGUCGCUAAACCAUCAUUGUUGUUGUUCUUGGAUGAACCUACAUCAGGUUUAGAUUCUCAAUCAUCAUGGGCUAUUGUUAAUUUACUUAGAAAGUUAGCUGAAGCUGGACAAUCCAUUUUGUGUACAAUUCAUCAACCUUCAGCUACAUUAUUUGAAGCUUUUGAUCGUUUAUUAUUAUUGAAGAAAGGUGGUCAAACUGUUUACUUUGGUGAUAUUGGUAAGAAUUCAAGAGUUUUACUAGACUAUUUUGAAAGAAAUGGUGCUAGACAUUGUGAAAGACAUGAAAAUCCUGCUGAAUAUAUCUUGGAAUCUAUUGGUGCAGGUGCUACUGCUUCUGUCCAUGAAGAUUGGUAUGAAAAAUGGUGCAAUUCCGCAGAAUAUGAAUCUACAACUCGUGAAAUUCAACAAUUGGUUGCCGAUGGUGCUUCAAAACCAGUGGAGCAUAACAAAGAAUUGGAAGGUACCUAUGCUUUACCAUACUGGGACCAAUUAAUGUAUGUUACAAGACGUACAGGUACUCAAUUCUGGAGAGAUCCACAGUAUAUUAGUGCAAAAUUCUUUUUAAUCAUCAUUGGUGGUUUAUUCAUUGGGUUUACUUUUUGGGCUAUGAAUGAUUCUAUUAUCGGUAUGCAAAAUGGUAUGUUUGUUGUUUUCUUAUCCAUUAUUGUUUCUGCUCCUGCUAUGAAUCAAAUCCAAGAACGUGCUAUUGCAUCCAGAGAAUUAUUUGAAGUUAGAGAAUCUAAAUCAAACACAUAUCAUUGGUCAACAUUGUUAUUGGCACAAUAUAUGAACGAAAUUCCAUAUCAUUUAGUUAUCAAUGCUUUAUACUUCUGCUGUUUAUACUUCCCAUUAAGAAUCAAUAAUGCCACUGAUAGAGCUGGUGUUUGGUAUUUGAACUAUUCAGUUGUGUUCCAAUUUUAUUAUGUGUCUUUGGCUCUAUUAAUUGUUUAUAUGGCCCCUGAUUUGGCCUCUGCAUCUGUUUUGACUGGUUUAGUCUUUUCAUUCAUGGUUUCAUUUUGUGGUGUUGUUCAACCUGCUUCCUUGAUGCCUGGAUUCUGGACUUUCAUGUACAAGGUUUCGCCAUUGACAUACAUUAUCCAAACACUAAUGAGUUUAAUCCUUCAUGAGAAAAAAGUUGUUUGCAGCAAAGAUGAAUAUAAUUAUUUUGACCCACCUUCUGGAAUGACAUGUCAAGAGUUCGCAGGUCCAUUUGUUGAGCAUAGAACAGGUUAUCUACAAAAUCCAAGUGCUACUUCAAACUGUGGUUAUUGUCAAUAUUCAGUUGCUGAUGAAUACAUGUCAACUGUUGGUGUUAAAUAUAGCUAUAGAUGGAGAAAUUUUGGUUUUAUGUGGGUUUACAUCAUUUUCAAUUUAGCUGCCAUGUGUACAAUGUACUAUUUGUUGAGAGUUUCAAAAGUUUCACCUUUCGGAUUCAUUAAAAACAGAUUAGAAGCUCAAAAGUCUAAGAAAGAAGCUAAAAAAAAUGCUUCUACUGUUCAAUCUGAAUCAUCAUUAGAAAAAUCAGCCUAA